Molecule: messenger RNA, 846 nt
Organism: Papaver somniferum (opium poppy)
Lineage: Eukaryota; Viridiplantae; Streptophyta; Magnoliopsida; Ranunculales; Papaveraceae
Exons: 1
Coding region: 1-846 (281 amino acids)
Source: RefSeq, a predicted model, not a curated record
AUGGAGGAAAAGAAAGGUGGUAGAACUCCUAUUUUCUCUGCUGUUAAAGAUUUUCAAGAUUGUGUUGAUUAUUGUGGCCUUCUUCAAGCUCCAAAAUCUGGUUUAGAUUUUUCUUGGUGUAAUGGUAGAGUUGGGAGAAAGAGGAUUUUGUGUAAUUUAGAUAGAGCAUUAUAUAACUUGAAAUGGUUGGAUAAAUUCAGUGGCUGGCAUUACCAGGUGGGGGCUAGGGGAAUAUCUGAUCAUGGCCCUAUAAUUGAUUCUAAUAUUGUCCUUCCCAAAGCUCCUAAUCCACCUUUUAGAUUUCAAAACAUGUGUUGUACUUAUCCUAAUUUUCUUCAAGUGGUGGCUGACUCUUGGAAUGAAGAAAUUAUUGGUAAUCCCAUUUAUAUUUUCAUGAACAAGCUUAAGAGACUUAAAAAGUUUCUUAAAGUGUGGAAUUGGGAGGUCUUUGGUGAUGUGAGAAUUAAACUUAAAAAAGCAGAAGACAAAGUUAUGGAGGAAACUCUUAAAUCUGACAAUGAUCCUUCUAAUGUUGAUCUUUUAAAUAAUUCGGUGACUGCUAGAGGGGAAUAUGAGAUGGCUGCUAAUAACUAUAAUUCUCUUCUAAGGGAUAAAGCAAGAAUGAACUGGAUUAAGGAUGGAGAUAUUAAUACUAAAUUUUUUCAUACUAGCAUCAAAUUAAGACAAGUUCAUAAUGUUAUAACUGAACUUGAAAAUUCUUCUGGCCAUAUUAUUACUGACCAACAAGGUAUCUCAAAUGUGCUAAUUGACUAUUUUAGUCAAAAAUUUGGUCAUCAGGAUGUUCUCAUAAAUGACUCUUUAAAAAGAAAGAAAACUCCUUCUUAG